UGUAGGAUUGUUUUGGUUUUGCUUGCACCUGUACACGAAGAGGGAAAGUCUGCACUGCUGUCUAACUUGGAUUUGACUUAUAAGUAUCUUGUAGGCAUAGGAAAAAUAUGUAAAACGCACUUGGCGGUGAGCGGUAUUAAAAUCAUUUUUUGGGUUUGUAAUUCCUCUCUGUGACAUCUUGAGCAUACCAGACAGUCUCAGACCUUCAUCAUGGCUUAUCGACGUGCAAAAUCAAUUAGAGAGGCGUAUGAAGAGCGCUUUUCACAAAUGGACUCAAGAGAGGUAACAGUUCAUCGUGUUGUCAAUAUUGUUGAAAAGAGGAGUCCUAUGGUUCGGCCGGGAUCGGAAUUUGACAGAGGCUUUAAUGAUGACCAAUGGUAUGACAGUCCUCAAAACUACCAGGACGCAAGAGAAUGUCACGGGGAAGGCAGUUACUCACACAAUGAUCGUCGAUACUUUGAGGAAAACCCCAACUUUGGCAGUUUUCGCAGAAACUCCUCGCCCCCACGUAAUGAGGCACCAUACUCACAGAUACGUUAUAACAGAGAUGAUUUGAGGCAUCAGUUAGGCUCAAGGCACAGUGGCAGAGCUGGACCCUAUUUCCACAAAAGAGGUCGAGGGGUAGCCCCUUCUCAAAGCAGAGAAAACCGGCAAUCUCAGCCGGGAAGCGCACGGGACCGCUCUCCUGUAAGGAGAGAAACCCAGCCAUCUUCAUCUUCACUUGUCCGCUCUGGGUCAAACAAUAGCAAUAAGAGCUUCUCCCCUGACAGGGACAAAGGCUACACCUACCAGAGGAAUAAGCCUAAUGUGGUGACAAGCCACACUCCCAACAGCUCUGCAGAGGGGUCUCUUCACAGCUCAGGAUCUUCAAAGGAAAAACCUCCUGCAUCUGCAGCGGAGUCGGAGGAGGUGGUAGCUGCCAGCAUGGAGCCAAAGCCGACUCCAGAGAAAGACUUGAAGGCCCGUCGAUUGGUGGCCAUUCAGGCUAAGGCUCUGGAAAUUGAGAAGCAUUACAGACAGGAUUGUGAGACAUUUCGCACAGUGGUGAAGAUGUUGGUGGCCAAGGAACCCAGUUUGGAAAAUCUACUACAGGCUUCACUGGAUGAAAACCUGUUGGAGAUUAAACAGCACUGCCUAGAUGCCCUUAGGCACUUCGUGAAGGAGCUGGACGAAGUAUUAGAGCAGCCAGACACCUUAGGGCAAUCCAAAGGUGAAAAACCAAUGAAAUGACAAUAUGGAGUUAAAAUCUUAUUUUUGGACGACAUGGAAAAAUGUCCAAGAAGAUUAACACAUUUAAACUAUUCAGAUAAUGUUUUUUUUAUCCUCUUGCAAUUAUUUUAAUGCAAGGAUUCAACUGUAUUAGAAACAAAAGACAAUAUCUCUGGAGGUGUUUUUUUUUCCAUUUGCUAAAGAUUUAAGACCCGAAGCUAGAUUCGAUCAUUGUUACAAUUAAUAUGUUUAUGUUAAUAAUAAAAUACCUACAGUAUUGUGAAGGGGGGCCUUGUGGACUGAAUUACACUGGGUCAAAGUUCUAUGAAAACCUGAACAGUUCUAGUUUCACACUAGCUGGGUUUUUACUAUGAAUGAUAUAGUAAAAAAUUAUAUACGGACAAAUUGUCAAAUAUAACACUCAGUUGAUUACACACUACAUCUAUUACUGAAAUAGAUAUAAGUGAAAUGUUUGAUCAUUCACCCAGCUAGAGGCUUGGUCUUGCUGUUCAAUCCCUACGAUUAAGAGCAUUUGCAGAAUGAAUGAGUCAAAUAUUAAAACUUUCCUCUCAUGAACCUUUGCGCAAUCUUUAUUCAUAUGUAGACACUUGCGCUAACCUCUGUGGAAUCAGUGAGUGCAACUAACACUGACUGUAAUGCAUGAAAGAGUCCAACAUGGUGUUUUUCAGUGCAGAACAAUUUUAUACAAAAACAGAUUCAUUUUUUAUUUUUAAAUUAUACAUUUUUAUUAUUUUCAGUUGUAACCUAAUUGUUUUUAUCUUUUAGAGUUUGAGGU
Molecule: messenger RNA, 2005 nt
Organism: Scomber scombrus (Atlantic mackerel)
Lineage: Eukaryota; Metazoa; Chordata; Actinopteri; Scombriformes; Scombridae
Product: periphilin-1-like
Exons: 10
Coding region: 211-1230 (339 amino acids)
Biological process (GO): protein localization to heterochromatin; negative regulation of gene expression, epigenetic; negative regulation of DNA-templated transcription
Cellular component (GO): nucleoplasm
Source: RefSeq, a predicted model, not a curated record